This is a messenger RNA of Jatropha curcas, 2510 nucleotides long. The record is from RefSeq and is a predicted model, not a curated record. NCBI's taxonomy places the organism in Eukaryota, Viridiplantae, Streptophyta, Magnoliopsida, Malpighiales, Euphorbiaceae.
AAAAAAAAAAAAAAAAAGUACGUUUGCAAUUUCAUUUCCACUGUACAAUCCUUUGUCAAUCAAUAAAGAAAAUGUUGGAGACCAAAUUUUGAUGCACAAUUCUAAAUAAUAAAACAAGCAAUUUCUGACUGAUGUGGCUGAUAAUGGUUAUGCACUUUUGCUGCUUCUGUUCAUGUAAAAAGAUUGAAAACUGUAACUUUCAGCGUUGAUCCAUCAUCAUCUCCCCCAUCCAAGAACGACUAAAUUCCUAAAAUCCUAAUUGCAAGCAGGUUAGUGGCAAGAGGGAAAGCUUAAAGAAAGGAGAAAUUACCGAAAGAUUAAAUAACACAAUAAAGAUAUUAAUACUCAAACCCAAUAUUGUCCCAAGUCUUCAGAAUGUUUCUUAACGUUUCAACGACUUAUGCUCUGGGGUAGAUUGAAGCAGGCGACACGACUGUGCCUGUGCUCACGACAAACUGAUGGUCCUCGCUCUUUAAACGAAAAGCGUUCAAGCUGUUGUCCGACGACUGCGUAAAUGUUAAUGGGCUUUAAAGGUUAGUUUUGGGCCUCAAAGUGAGCCCAAAUUGUCUUUGUCCACGACUGGUUUCCAAUUAACCAUCACUGGUGACAGUUGACAGUUGACAGAAGUUUCAAUGUCGAGAUCAGAUGAGCAUAAUUCGAUUGCUGUUUCAUUUCCUCUGUGGAAUGAAAUUUUUAGUAGGAGAAGAAAGUGUUGCAGACCAUAUUUUGAUGCACAAUUAUAAUAAAAACCAGCAAGUCCUAGACUGAUUCGAUUUCACGUUUUCUUUUCAUGCAAAAAGAUCGAGAAAAGCGCUAGAUGCCACAAUUGUGCCAAUCAAGCCGGUCGGAACCGCCCAUCGGUGAUUUUCUGGUGAAACCCAACACAUAAGGCUUCCGGAUGGGCAUUUCAAUUUUCAAGCAUCAAGAAGUUAUUGGAAGGUUUGUCUUAUGGAAUUAGUAGCUUAUUCCAGACUCGAGUCCAGUUACUCUAUGAAUGGUGGAUUACUGGAUUGCCAAACUUUUAGGAGCAAUGGAAUGUUCAAGGAAGGCAUUGAUCUCAUGGAAUAUAUUGGAGUUGAUCGCUAUCGCUUCUCCAUAUCACGGGCAAGAGUCCUACCCAAGGGAAGAUUCGGACCUGUGAACCAGGCUGGAAUCAAUCAUUACGACAAGUUCAUCAACGGCCUUCUGCAUAAGGGGAUUCAACCCUUUGUGAAAUUGACUAAUUAUGACGUCCCUCAGGAACUCGUAGACAGGUAUGGAGCUUGGCUAAGUCCCGGUAUUAGGGAGGACUUCAAACAUUAUGCUGAUAUAUGUUUUGGAUUCUUUGGAGACAGAGUUAAAUACUGGGUUACCUUCAAUGAGCCAAAUGUUGUGGCAGUUCCUGGUUAUAGAUCAGGGGAAUACCCACCAGCUCAUUGCUCUGGCUCAUUCGGGAACUGUACCACUGGAGAUUCAGAGAGAGAGCCUUUCAUUGCAGCCCAUAACAUGAUCCUAUCACAUGCAGCUGCUGUUAGUGUUUACAGGAAUAAAUACCAGAAAGAACAAGGCGGCAGCAUAGGAAUUGUUAAUAAUGCCAUUUGGUUUGAACCUUUCAGCAUCUCCUUGUUAGACAAGCUAGCAGUUGAGAGAGCUCAAGCUUUCUAUUUGUACCGGUUCCUAGACCCAAUUAUAUUUGGAAAAUAUCCUACAGAAAUGCAUGAAAUUCUAGGAAUUCAUCAUUUGCCUGCUUUUUCAAACUAUGAACUGGAGGAGCUGAAGAGUGGACUAGACUUCAUUUGCAUAAACCACUACAAUAGUUUUUACGCAAAGGACUGCAUGUUUUCUUUCUGCAACCAAGGUCGUGGCUGUGGAGUUACAAAGACAGAAGGUUUUGCCUGGUGGACUGCUCAUCAAAAGGAUGGUAUCUUCAUUGGAGAACCUACCUCAGUUGAGUGGCUAUAUGUUUAUCCUCAAGGAAUGGAAAAAAUAGUGACAGAUAUAAAAGACAGAUACAACAACGUACCAUUGUUCAUUACAGAAAAUGGAAAGCAUGAGAAGGGAAAUAGCAAUACAACUACUGAAAUGUUACUCAAUGAUGUGAAGAGAGUCGAGUACAUGAGCAGGUACUUGGAUUCUCUGGCAAUGGCAGUCAGGAAAGGAGCAGAUGUACAAGGGUACUUUAGUUGGUCAUUGCUUGACAAUUUUGAGUGGAUGGAUGGAUAUACAAUAAGGUUUGGACUUCACCAUGUUGAUUAUUCAACUCUCAAGGGAACCCGAAAACUAUCUGCAGCUUGGUAUAGAGACUAUAUUUCCAAUCAUAAGGCUGGCAGAACUUGCACCUGAGCGUAAUCCUGAAUAUUACUUAGAUGUUGAAGAUCAGUUAAUAUUUACCGGCAAGGUUGAAAUCCUGUAUUAUUUGUAUUAUUUGAUAUCAUAAAAUGCUCUUCGUUUCCUGAAACUAAUAAUGAGGAAUAAUUCAUUCUCAAAAAAAAAAUAUAAUAAUAAUGAGGAAUAAUUGGAUAAUGACGUAA